UGUUGUUGGUUCGUGGGUGUCGAGUCGAGAAGCAAACGGCGCAAUGUGAAUUUUGUGUAAACAAAAUAGUUGAUAAGAUAUUCGCACGGAUUUACUCGGGAGUCGCGCGACAUAUUCUUUGUUGGCAAGCCCAGAAAAAUUGCUGUAUCGAGCGGCUAAUUAAAGCCAGGCUUCAGUUCUUGCGCGCGUGUGUGUGUAUGUGUUUUAGGCCCUCGAGCGAAGCCCAAAAAAAAAGAAGUUUUUCUGUUACCAUAUUUUUUACCAAGGGCCAAAGGGCGCAGCAUCUCUGCUCUCUAUCUAUCUUUCUCUCUCUCUUAACCGUUAAUGUGAGUUUCGCAACUCCAGUUAUUGUGUUAACAGCAGGUGAAAAAAUUAAACACAAAAAAACCAAAAGGAGUGAGGAGAAAGAACGGAGAAGAAGCAGCAAAGCGGACCAACAAAAGUGACGCAUAAAUAAAGGUUGCUAAUUACAAAAGGCAAAUCGGCAUAACAGAGUAUCAGGAAUGGAGCUGGAGCCGCGUGUGGCCAUCCUGCAGGACCUGCGCCUGCAGACCUUCGACUCCAUUCGAUUCGCCUCCUACCGCACGGCCUCCAAGCUGCGCUACAUACAGAAGUCCACGAACCUCCAUCUGGUGGACAUUUGGAAUGUGAUCGAGGCGUUCCGCGAGAACGGGCUCAACACCCUGGAGCCGCAGAGCGAGGUGAGCGUGGCCAGGCUGGAAACCCUGGUCUCCUCGCUGUACCACAACCUCAACAAGCGCCUACCCACCGCCCAGCAGGUGCCCGUGGACUCGAAGGCGGGUCUGCUGCUCAACUGGCUCCUGGCCGCGUACACAAGUGAUAACUCGGGCAAGAUUCGCGUGUUCUCCAUCAAGGUGGCCCUGGCCACCAUGUGCUCCGGCAAGCUGGUGGACAAGCUCAGAUACAUAUUCUCGCAGAUCUCGGACGGCGCUGGCCAGCUGGUGGCCUGGAAGCUGGGCGAGUUCCUGCGCGAAGUGCUGGCCCUGCCGGCGGCCGUGUACGAGUCGCCCACAUUCCACUACAAGGAGGGGCUCGAGGAGGAGAUCUUUCCGGCCGAGAACAAGGUGACGGUGAACGACUUUAUGGCCACGCUGAUGUCCGAGCCGGGGCCGUCCUGUCUCGUCUGGCUGCCGCUGGUGCACCGGCUGGCCACCGUGGAGACCAUUGUGCAUCCGACUGUCUGCUCUGUUUGCCACAAGGAAAACUUCACCGGGUUUCGUUAUCGCUGUCAGCGGUGUCACGCCUACCAGUUGUGUCAGGAGUGCUUCUGGCACGGCAAGACAUCGCUGAACCACCAGAACGAUCACGAGGUCAAGGAGUACUCGAGCUACAAGUCGCCCAGCAAACAGAUCGGCCACUCGCUGCGCAAGAGCUUCCGCUGUGUGCCCGAGAAGACGGUGCAGGUGCUCCCGCGCUUUCCCGACCAGCCGGAGAAGACGCUCAACCUGUCGCACAUCGUGCCGCCCUCGCCGCUGCCCUCACACAACGGCUUCUCGGACCCCUCGGGCCUCGUACAUGGCCACCAUGGCCCGCAUCCGCAUCCGGGCCUCCCGGGCCAGCACGGCCUCUUCGAUCGCUCCAGCACGCUCGACUCGCGGGCCACAGGCCGCAGUCUGGACAGCGCCAGCGGCACCGCCGGCACCACCAUGUCCCGCGUGGCCGCCGCCUCCGCCAACGACGAGGAGCACCGCCUGAUCGCCCGCUACGCCGCCCGACUGGCCCAGGAGAACAGAGCGCCCUCCAACUUGCCCGACAGUGCUACCCCCAUCGGCACGGACAACUCGCGGGCCCAGCGCGAGCUGAUUGCCCAACUGGAGUCCAAGAACAAGGAGAUAAUGCGGGAGAUAGCGCGACUGAGGCGUCAGCAGGAGACGGAGCAGAUGGCCCCGGAGAACCCGGCGCUGAUCAACGAGCUGCGGGCCUUGAGGCAGCGGAAGGGGGAACUGGAGGGUCACCUGGGUGCCCUGCAGGACUCGCGGCGGCAGCUUAUGGAACAGCUGGAGGGGCUGAUGCGCAUGCUGAAGAACCAGCAGACCGCCUCGCCGCGCUCCACGCCCAACUCGAGUCCUCGCUCCGGCAAGUCCCCACCCAUGCCCGGAGGAGCUGGUAUCCUGGGCACCUCGCCCAUGAGUGCCCUGCACGCCCAGCAGAUGCAGCAGCAUCCCAUGGCCGGGGGAGGAGUCAGGGCCACCCAGCAGCAACUCCUCCAACAGCAACAGCAGCAGCAGGCUCACGGACAUGGUCCAUUCAGCCAGAGCCAACUGGAGCAGCUCAACCAGAUCAGCAGCGACAUGCGCAGCGCCUUCGCCGCCAACGGAAGUGCAAAUUUCGACGAAUCUCAAUCGUAUAACCAAGAGUGGAACGAAAAGGCAAAUGCGAAUAGCCAAUGGCAGGAGCAGUUUGCACAAUGGAGUCUUAAUUCGCAGAAGAACUAAGACUUCGCCAGUGGACCAGUGGAAACCGCAAGACUGGGAGCAUCCGGAGGCCGCUGAACAGAUGAAGACGAACUCUCGCUUAGUUUUUUACCUUACACUUACUCAUAUGUUGACUUAGAGCAAUUUAUUUAUUGAUUAUUUUAUUGAGACGUAGCCUACACUACCUUAAUCAUUAUAAUUUAAACUUUGAGGAUUGGUAUCUACACAGUAACAUGUAUGUAAACGUACAUAAAUAUUGAUAUAUAUAUAAAAGCAAAGUAUAUAAAUAUAGCUGGUAAGCAAGACUUGCAGUUGCACUGCUCUUCGAAGUCGCAAAAUCGAUUGAAUCUCGUUUAAACUUUUAUGAUCGCACUGCUAAAGGCGAUGGCGUUUUAAUUUUAGGUUUCCGCGAUUUCAUAAUUGGCUUUUAGAUUUUGUAAGCGCCCGCUCCAGCGGUUAUUUAUUACCAUGAAACCUAACAAAUUGAAAAUCAAAUCACGUAAUGCAUAAUACAAAUACGAUAUAGACAUUUACAUAUUAUGUACUUAAUAACUAGCAACUUGUUGAGAACCUAAAAUCAAAUUCUAAAUGCUAAACAUUAUACACUUUGAGAUACGAUAAAGUCGACAACUAUUUGAGCCACAAUAAAACCCCAUGUUAAACACUAAAUUGAAAAAACUAAACACGAUUUAUAUAUUAUCCAUUUAUAAUAUGCAUUCAUACACAAAAAGUUAUACCAUAUAAUCGUAACGGCAUAAAGCACGAGAUAGAGAAAAUCCGACAUUUAUAGAACUUAUACUAACUACUGAAUAAUAUUACAAAAGAGAAAACUAAAUAAAAAGGCAUUUUAAACAAUCACAAA
This is a messenger RNA of Drosophila rhopaloa, 3297 nucleotides long. Its product is annotated as dystrobrevin beta. Bases 504 to 2456 code for a protein of 650 amino acids. Gene Ontology annotation, cellular component: synapse; plasma membrane. Lineage: Eukaryota; Metazoa; Arthropoda; Insecta; Diptera; Drosophilidae. Gene Ontology annotation, biological process: synaptic signaling. Gene Ontology annotation, molecular function: zinc ion binding. The transcript has 7 exons. The record is from RefSeq and is a predicted model, not a curated record.